This is a messenger RNA of Folsomia candida, 967 nucleotides long. RefSeq names its product zinc finger matrin-type protein 2. Gene Ontology annotation, biological process: mRNA splicing, via spliceosome. Bases 144 to 755 code for a protein of 203 amino acids. NCBI's taxonomy places the organism in Eukaryota, Metazoa, Arthropoda, Collembola, Entomobryomorpha, Isotomidae. The record is from RefSeq and is a predicted model, not a curated record. Gene Ontology annotation, molecular function: zinc ion binding; nucleic acid binding. Gene Ontology annotation, cellular component: spliceosomal complex; U4/U6 x U5 tri-snRNP complex. The transcript is spliced from 4 exons.
UGGAGUGGGAAGGUUUGAAAUGCAGGGGAGAAUUGAGUUUGAGAAAGAUUAAAUUUUGAGUGAAGGGACAAGGUUUUUUGUGAAGUUUGAAAAAAAAACUUGUAGGUUUUUGAAAACAGAUAAAUUUUAGUUGGAGUGUAAAAAUGGCGACUCCGAAUGAGGCUCCGGAUCAUCGUCGAAAAUGGAAUUUGGAAGAGUACGAGAAAUUGGCAGCGAAGCGGAUUGAAGAUGAAGAGGAGGAAAUGGACGAGGAUGGAAAACCCAAGGCACGGGAACUUCUGAAAGUUCGAGAUUAUCGGGUCGACCUUGAUUCUCGGUUGGGAAAGACGAUCGUCAUCACAAAAAAUACGCCAGCCGCGCAAGCAGGAGGAUAUUAUUGUAACGUUUGUGACUGCGUGGUCAAGGACUCGAUCAACUUUUUGGAUCAUAUCAAUGGAAAGAAGCAUCAACGGAAUUUGGGAAUGUCCAUGAAGAUUGAACGAUCCACGCUGGACCAAGUAAAGCAAAGAUUUGAAGUUUUGAAACAGAAGAAAACUGAACAAAAGAAAAAGUACGAUUUGGAUAAACGACUACAGGAAUUGCAAGAAGAGGAAGACAAAAGCAAAGAAUACAAACGGGGCAAACGCUUGGAACGGAAACGGAAACAUGCCGAAGAAUCCGCCGCAGCCAGCAGUAGUAGCGCUCUUGAGCAUGAAAUGGACCCUGAGAUGGCCGAAGUCAUGGGAUUCUCGGGUUUCGGCACUUCCAAAAAAUAACCCAUCACUGCCAUUAAAUCAAUUAACUAACUAACUACCAAUUAAGAGUUAAAUACAACACAACACAACCACAAAACUUUUUACGUACCCACACACACCGUCUCUUAUUUUUAUUUACGUACUUCCGAUUAGAUAAAUAUGUAUCUCAUUAUUGCUGUUUUAUAUGAAUGCUGCGUUACGAAAGAAAAUACAAAACCAAGUUGUUCCAUUUU